AUGUCUGUAAGUCUCCGAAUCUGCUAUGUUCACUUUGAAAUAGUAUCACGCAUUCCGUUUCAGUUCCUCGGACCGCUCAUUCCCACGAUUGCCAGCACGUUGGUCAGUUUGCUCAGGCCGCCACCGCCUCCUCCGCCACUUCCGCCGCCGCCUCCGCCUCCGCCACCGCCUCCGCCACCGGGAAUUCCACCGCCUCCGCCGACACCGCCGCCACCUCCGCCGACCACGACGGAACGGGAUCUGACGAUCGGCUACAUCCUGCUCGCCCUCAUUUUUGUGCUCAUUCUCGCAUCGAUAUGCGCUUCGGGAGCGGCCGCGUUCUUCUGUUAUCAUCAGAAGCAGAAGAAGGAGAUGGAGAUGUUGAGGGAGAACGAACGGACGAACUCGAUGGAGACGGGCUAUGCGAGAGGCGGGCCUUGGCGAGGGAACUAUCCAGAAUCCGGUAGUACAACCACUGGGACCAAGAUGAAGAGGAAGAGGGCCCAGAAGAAGAGAAAGCACACGACAUAGUAGAGAACUUCUGCUCUCGAGCCAUUCCUCCGAUCCUCGAAGAGCCACUUUCAACUCGUUUCUCCUUUUCUUUUUCUUCUUUAAUCUUCCCUUGUUUUUUAAUAAAUGCAUUGCAACAAUAAGUUUAUUAUAACAGAAUUAAGUGAAUUCUUUGGCUGGAAUUUCUGGAACUGAAGGUUUUGAUCAACUUCAAAACAUUUCCCCAUCUUCUUCUUCUUCUUCUUCUUGUCCUUGGUCCCAGUGGUCCCAUCCGAACUGACUGUGAUCAUCUGCGGUUCCUUCUUGUUCUUCUGGUGAUACUUUUUUAAAAAACUUGAUUCUGCUACUAGAAACUUGUUUCAAUUCACUUUUUUCCGUAAAAAAACCUGACCAUUUCGUGCCCCGGCCAGGUAUUCUUUCCAACGUCAGAACAACAAGUUCAUGGGUCAGUCUUGAGAAGAACAAUCUUCGGAUCGGCAUGGUGAGUUGUUGAACUGUAACUCAGCUGCUCGCAGAGAUAUCGAAACGUGUUCAACUAGACAAUUGCUUAGAAACACAUUUUACACAUUUUCUCAGUUGACAACUUUUUGAUAUCUCCACCCGUGGCCGGGAUAUAUCGCAUUGAGUGAACGUUCUUGUUUUGAAUAAGCGAUUGAUCCAGUUCUUUCUAAAAAGUUGUGCAUUUCAGGCUGAUAUUGUUGCCGGAGCGAUAGCAGGAUUUUUUGCCGCCCGGGACCUGCCACCGGAAGUUCCACCACCUCCAGAGACCACUACCGAAACGGAUCUGACGAUCGGAUACGUGAUUCUUGUACUUGGAGUAUUUGCAAUUUGCUCUUGUGUAUGUCUGUCGGGAGCCGCCGCAUUCUACCACGACCAUCAGAAGAAACAGAAGAAGGAAGUGCAGAUGAUGCAGCAGGGAGACGACAAUAUCAACUCGAUCGAGCAGGGACCACCGACCCCGCAGGUUCACUCAACCACUGGGACCACGACAAGUGGGUCCAAGGGAAAGAAGAAGAGGAAGAGCGGAACGAGCAGCUCCAGUGCCAGUCCUCAAAUUCAGGUAAAAACAGUGAGCGGAAAGGUGACAGUUUUCAGUUUUCAGUACGUCUUUGCCAUGCCACCGGGACCACCGGGACCACCGGGACCACUUUUGGUUCAAGCGGACCCAGAGGCUCAACCACAAGAACCAGCAGCUCAGACACCGGCGCCGAUAGUUGAUGCUCCGGCUCUGGAUCCAGCUUCGCCUCAGGAGGGCGAUCAGGAAUAG
This is a messenger RNA of Caenorhabditis sp. 36 PRJEB53466, 1756 nucleotides long. The record is from the annotation of a GenBank genome assembly. NCBI's taxonomy places the organism in Eukaryota, Metazoa, Nematoda, Chromadorea, Rhabditida, Rhabditidae.